AUGAUCGGGUCCAGAUUCUUACUACUACUGCUCUUAGCUCUGCCUGUAUCGACACUGGGGGAAAGAGAUGUCUCUCCGAGGUUUGCACGCUGUAGCCUUUUCGGAGAUGAUCACAUUAAAACCUUUGAUGAACUGCUGUAUGAUUUUGCUGGCGACUGCAGUUACCUGCUUGCCGGAGACUGUGCAAAGAGAUCUUUCCUACUGCUUGGUGACUAUCACAAUGGAAGAAGAACCAGCCUUUCUCUGUACCUUGGAGAAUAUUUUGAUGUUCGCUUAUUCUUGGAUGGAACUGUGACUCAAGGUGAAAAAAGGAUUGUAAUACCAUACGCCUCAAAUGGGGUCUUUCUGGAAAGGGAAGCCGGCUAUUAUAAGCUGUCCAGUGAGGAGCAUGGCUUCGUGGUGAAGACUGACAUCAGUGGGAACGUUCUUCUAAGCCUUGCAGAGAAGCACUAUAAUAGGACAUGUGGACUCUGUGGGAAUUUCAACAGAUUUGCUGAAGAUGACUUCAUGACCCAGGAAGGGAUACUGGAAGAGAACAGCUACGGUUUUGCUAACUCCUGGGCCAUGAGCAACCAGCAAAAGAAAUGCCAGCGAGUGACGCCCCCGAGCUACACAUGCAACAUUUCGUCAGGGGCUGCAGAGAAGGACUUCAUAGAAAAUUGCCAGCUGCUAAGAACUUCAUCGGUGUUUUCUAAAUGUCAUCACCUGGUGGACCCCGAAAAGUUCAUUGGCCUCUGUGAAGAAGACAUGUGCAGGUGUGCCCAGGACAGAGACUGCCACUGCCCGGUUUUUCUGGAGUAUGCUAGAAAUUGUGCUCUGCAAGGUGUGAUUCUGGAAGGUUGGCCCACCAGCAGCGCCUGCAAGCCCAGAUGUCCGGCGGGCUUGGAGUACCGGGUGUGCACGUCUCCUUGCACCAAGACCUGCCAGAGCCUGAAUAUCAAUGAAGUGUGUCCAGACCAGUGUGUGGAUGGCUGCAGCUGCCCCGAGGGGAAGCUCCUAGAUGGUGACAUUUGUGUGGAUGCCUCAAACUGCUCCUGCAUAAAUUCUGGCAAGAAAUUCCCUCCUGGCUCUUCGGUUUAUCAGGACUGCAACUCGUGCAUCUGCAGGCACGGCGUGUGGGUCUGCAACAAUGAGCCAUGCCCAGGCGAAUGCUCUGUGACCGGCCAGUCCCAUUUCAAGAGCUUUGACAACAGACACUUCACCUUCAGUGGAAUCUGUCACUACUUGUUUGCUGGAGAUUGCGGGGGGAACUCAUUUUCUGUCUUCAUCGAGACAGUCCAAUGUGCUGAUGACCGUGAUGCAGUGUGUACCCGCUCGGUCUCCGUGCAGCUCCAGGAUGAGCAUCUCACUGUGAAACUGAAACAUGGCGGUGGUGUUUCUGUGAACGGGCAGGACAUUCAGAUCCCUUUCAUACAAAAUGCUCUCCACAUCCAGCAUACUGUGCUGCCAGCUGUUCACCUCAGCUAUAAAGAGAAUAUGCAUAUCGACUGGGAUGGGCUCGGGACUCUUGUAAUGAAGUUAUCUUCAGAAUACACCGAACAUACUUGUGGUCUGUGUGGCAACUACAAUGGUAAUCAAGGAGAUGAUUUUCUCACCCCUUCCGGCCUGGUGGAAACCCUCGUGGAAGACUUUGGAAAUUCUUGGAAGCUGAAGGGAGACUGUGAAGAUCUGCAGAAACAGGACAGCAAUUCCUGUAAUCUCAACCCACGUUUAGCCAAGUAUGCUGACGGUUCCUGCUCAGUUCUGCUGUCCCCCCUGUUUGAGCCUUGCCACCACGAGGUCAGUCCUUCGCCCUACCUCAAGAACUGCCGCUACGACGUCUGCUCCUGUUCGGACGGCAAAGACUGCUUGUGCUCCGCGGUCUCUGCCUACGCCAUGGCUUGUGCACGCAAAGGAGUUGUCAUCGACUGGAGGCAGCCAGAAUUUUGUGCCCUGAGUUGUCCAGAAGGCCAGCUUUACCGCCAGUGUGGGAGCCCUUGCAAUCAGACCUGCCGGUCGCUCUCCCACCCAGACACGGAUUGCCGUGAAUUUUGUAUGGAGGGUUGUUUUUGCCCAUUUGGGCUGUACCUCGAUCAGCAGGGAGACUGUGUGCCCAGAUCCCAGUGCUCUUGCUACUACGAUGGUGAGAUCUUCCAGCCAGAUGAUGUCUUCUCCGACCACCACACCAUGUGCUAUUGUGAAAAUGGCAUCAUGCGCUGCAGCUCACAAAGGCUUCCAGGAAACUUCCUCCCAGAUGUUCUCUUCCAAACUCAUCGUUCUGCCAGAGCAAAGCGAAGUGUGUCCUGCAAGCACCCGAUGACCUUGUUUGUCUGUCCGGCAAAUGACCCGACAGCUAAAGGAGUGGAGUGCAUGAAGACCUGUCAGACGUUCGAACUGGGCUGCAUCAGUCACGGAUGCACCUCGGGCUGCCUCUGCCCCCCUGGAUGGGUGAGACAUGGAAGCAAAUGCAUGGUCCCAGAAAAAUGCCCCUGUUUCCACAAUGGACAGGAAUAUGCUCCAGGACAAACAGUGACCAAAGAUUGCAAUAUGUGUACCUGCCGUGCUCGAAAAUGGGAAUGCACCGAAAAUAUCUGUGAUGGAAAGUGUUCAGUCAUUGGUACGGCUCAUUACUUGACCUUCGAUGGACUGAAGUACAGAUUUCCCGGCAACUGUCAGUAUGUGCUUGUCCAGGACUACUGUGAGGAGGGCGAUGCUGGGUCCUUCCGGAUACUUGUCGCCAAUGAGGGAUGUGGCUUCACAGGAGAGACAUGCGCGAGGAGGGUCACUGUUUUGUUUGAUGGUGGAGAGAUUGAGCUGCACAGCGAAGAGAUUAAUGUCCUAACACCACCUAGAGAAGAAGCCAACUUGGAAGUUUUGAAAUCUGGCCGCUACUAUAUCCUGAUCUUGGGACGAGGAAGAAUCUCCUUGACUUGGGAUCAAAAUAUGGGAAUUACUGUUAUCUUGAAAGAAAAUGACAAAGAUAAAGUCUGUGGUCUAUGUGGGAAUUUUGAUGGCAUCCCAAACAAUGAUCUGAGAAGCAGCCGGAAGCAGAUUGAAAUUGAUCCAAGUGACUUUGGAAACUCCUGGAAAGUUCAUUCACAAUGUGCUGAUGUCAGAAAGCUUUCACAAGGGCAGGACCUUGCUUCUUCACUGUGCAAUGGCAAUGUAGUGAAACAGGUGAUGGUGGAGACAUCGUGCAGUGUCUUGAAUAGUGAUCUCUUCAAAGAGUGCAAAAAACUGGUGGAUCCUGAGCCUUAUGUGGAUAUCUGCACGUAUGACACUUGUGCUUGUGAGUCCGUUGGGGACUGUGCCUGUUUCUGUGACGCCGUUGCUGCUUACGCCCACGCCUGUGCCCAGAAAGGGGCAGCGAUCCACUGGCGGUCUCCCACUCUAUGCCCACAAAGUUGUGAAAGUAUGAACAAAGUGGAGGAAGAAUAUCAGUGUGAAUGGCGAUACAACAGCUGUGGUCCUGCCUGUCCAAGGACAUGCCAGCAUAUGGAUCCAGUCCUGUGUCCCGUGAAGUGUGUCGAAGGAUGCCAUCCACACUGCCCUGCAGGAAAAAUACUUGAUGAGCUUUCUGAGUCUUGUAUCAAACUCGAAGAAUGUCCAGUGUGUGAAGUAGAAGGUCGCAGGAUUCCUCAUGGGAAGACGAUAAUUUUGAACUCGGAGAAUUCUCAGCUCUGCCAGUCCUGCUAUUGUGAAGUACAAAACUUGACAUGUCGCCGAUGUGAUCCAAAAGUAAUUGGCAAAAUCUUGACCACUGUUAGUCCAGAUGAAGAAGAAGAAGAAGGAGAAGAAGAAGAAGAAGUCGUCAUACGUGAAUAUUCUUGUAGCAAGAUGAUGGACCUUGCCAUCUUAAUGGAUGGUUCCAAUAAACUUUCAGAGAGUGAUUUUGAAGAGCUGAAAGAUUUCAUAAUUAGCAUGAUGGAAAAACUGCACAUCUCCCAAAAAAGAAUUCGCUUGGCAAUCCUGGGAUACCGCACCGGUUCACACAUUUACCUUGGCCUGAAGGAUGUUAAAAAGCCAUCUAGGAUGAGGAAGAUUGUGCAAAAUAUAAAAUACGCUGGUGGAGAUAUAGCCUCUGCAACGGAGGUGCUCAAAUACGUUGUGUACCAUGUGUUUGGCAAGGCACCGCGAACAAACGCUGCCAGAAUUGCUGUGUUGUUUACAGCAAGCAAGGACCCCAAGAGAGUUCAGGCAAUCUUCCCACUUUUGAAAAAAAAGAAAAUUAUUGUGAUACCCAUUGGGCUAGGCCCCCACGUGAGCACUGAACAAAUUGAACUGAUUGAAAGGCAAUCACCAGAAAACAGAGCUUUCAUACUGAACAGCAUCCUUGAGUUAAGGCAACUUAAGGAUGAAAUAAUUGAUUACUUCUGUGGCCUUGUGCCUGAAGUGAGUGCCAUAUUUUCCACCCAAAGCCCAAUCCCAACUCUCCCCAGCAUUGGUGCAGUGACACUAUCAGCAACCCAUCGUGGUUUGCCAGAGGUGGUCUCAACAGAGAUUUCCAUUUCUGUUCAUAAGAUACUUGACAUUGUCUUUUUAAUUGAAGGGUCCCGCGAAGUUGGCAAGGACAAUUUUGACACCAUCAAAGAGUUUCUUAUCCAUACAAUCCGGGAGUUGGAAAUAGGAGAGGAAACCAUUCGUAUUAGCAUCGUACAGUAUUCAUUUACCAUCACUGUGGAACAUUCUUUCAGGGAAGAUCAGUCAAAGGAAUUCCUGAUUAAAAAGGUUCAGGAGAUGGAAUUCCAGGGAGGAAACGCAACCAACACUGGGCAAGCUCUCAACUUUGUCUCUGAACAAUCGUUCACCACCAGCAGAAGAACAGAGCAAGUGCCACAUUUGGUUUACAUGGUAACUGCAAAUCCUGCCACAGAUACCAUCACUCGCCCAUCCAGUGAUGUCCAUAUUAUUCCUAUUGGCAUAAGGCCUAAUGCAGAUAUCCAGGAACUCCAAGAAUUAAGUCAGCCACAGGCUCCUAUUAUCAUAGAAGGCUUUAACAACCUCAUCCAAGAAGGGCCUGACCUGGUACUCAAAACAUGCUGCUCGAAGGAAGGAAUUUGCAGCGAGCCAAUGGAUGUGAUAUUUCUUCUGGAUGGAACUUCAGAUGUUGGAGAAUCACAGUUUGAGGAAAUGAAACAUUUUGUGAAAGCGUUUAUUGAGCACGCUGAUGUUGGCCAUGCUUCGACUCAAGUGGCAGUACUUCAGUAUGGAAAAGUGAACUCUCUGGAAAUUUCAUGGAAUGUGCUCCAGGAAAAAACGAAUCUUCUGAGAAGGGUGGACUCCAUUCAUCAACGAGAGCAAGGCCCCAGUAAACUAGGGGAAGCAAUAGACUUCAUGAUUCAGCAUGCCAUUUCUGAAGUCAACGGAGGAAGGCCCAACGCAUCCAAAAUUGCCGUGAUUAUUGUAGCAAGCACCUCAAAAGAUGCUGUGGAAGCUGCUGUGUAUUCUGCAAGAAUCAACAGGGUAUCACUGCUUCCCAUUGGCAUUGGGACCAAUUAUAAUGUAGAACAAUUGAAAUCUUUAGCUGGGCCUUCUUCUAAAGACAUGAUCAUUAAGCUGCAACAUUUUGAAGAUCUUUCCACGAUGAUCACAUUGGGGGAUGAAUUUAUGAAGAAACUUUGUACAGAGACCGCGCAGGAAUGUAUUGAUGAAGAGGGGAAUAUAAAGGCACCUGGUGACCAAUGGAAGUUGCUGGAUCAGUGUUAUACUGUGACUUGCUUACCAGGUGGCCGCACAGAACUGAAAAGCCACCGACAUAUUUGUGAGAAGAUGGCCAAGCCAACAUGUCACAACAAUUUCCCUGCUGUUAAAGUGGAGGAAACAUGCGGCUGCCGUUGGGUGUGUCCAUGCACAUGCAUGGGAAGUUCAACCAGACAUAUUGUCACCUUUGAUGGGCUGGAUUUUAAGCUGACAGGCAACUGUUCCUACACCUUGUUUGAAGACAAAGAAGAUGAUAUUGAAGUGCUUCUUCACAACGGAGCAUGCAGCUCAGCCCCCAAACUCAACUGCAUGAAUGCCAUUGAGGUCAUACACAAGGGCUUCUCUCUGCAGCUCCACAGCAACAUGACGGUGGCUGCGAAUGGCAAAGCAGUUAUUCCCCCAUAUAGCAACGGUCAAGUGGAAGUUAAUGUCUACGGGACAAUAAUGCACGAAGUCAAGUUCUUGCAAGAGAAGCACACCAUUGUCUUCACCCCCAGCAACAAUGAAUUCACAUUACAACUUAGCCCAAAGCGUUUUGCCUCCAAAAUGUAUGGACUUUGUGGGGUUUGUGACCAAAACAGCGGGAAUGACCUGCUAUUGAAGAAUGACUCCAUUGCUCCUGACAUCAGUUCUUUCAUCCAAGACUGGACCGUUAUGCAACCAGGAAGAAUUUGCAAGGAGAGGAGGGCUGAGGUUUGCGCUGAGCAGGCCACCAUGCGCUGCAGCAUCUUGCUGUCCCCCCUCUUUUAUGAGUGCCAUCAGAUCAUCCUUCCAAACAUGUUCUACGCAGCGUGCGAAGAAAGCAAUUGCUUUGGGGAGGAAGUGUGUGAGAUCAUAGCGUCCUACGCCCACCUCUGCAGAGCACAAGGGGUCUGUGUAAACUGGAGGACUCCAGACUUCUGUGCCAUGAAAUGCCCAGACUCUCUGGUAUAUCAGCACUGUCAGAAAGGCUGCACAAAACACUGUGAGGAUGGGACCAACAUGCAGAUCUGCACAGAGUAUCCCACAGAGGGCUGCUUCUGUCCACAGGGACAAGUCAUCCUAGAUGGCACCUGUGUUCAGGAAGACGUCUGCUCCCAAUGCAUCAGCGAGGAUGGAAACCGCCGUCAGCCCUUGGAAACGUGGAUUCCUUCCACUGAACCCUGCAAGGUCUGCAUGUGCCUGGGUAACAGGACCAUAAAUUGUGCUGCCCAGACUUGUACAACAGCCAAACCCAUUCAUUGUGGCCCCUGUGAGAUUCCAAGACUGCAGAGGGAUUCCAAUCAGUGCUGCCCAGUCUUUGAAUGCGUCUGCGAUCCGAUCUCUUGUAAAUUGCCUCCAAUACCUCACUGUGAAGAUGGUCUCCAGCUGAUCCAGACAAAUCCUGGAGGAUGUCGACCAGAUUACGCUUGUGUCUGUAAAAGGGAGGCGUGCAAGCUGCAGCCCACCCCGUCCUGCCCAUCACACCGUGAGCUGACCAUGAGGAAGACUCAGUGCUGCGAUGAGUAUCAGUGUGUUUGUAGAUGCACCAAUGCAACCGUGACCUGUCCACCAGGCUAUCUCUCAUCCUCUGCCACGAACGACUGUGGCUGCACAUCUACUACUUGCAUUCCAGAGCAGGUGUGUGUCCACCGCAAUGUUGUCUAUCCUCUUGGGAUGACUUGGGAGGAAGGUUGUAAGGAGUGUUCUUGUACUGACAUGAAAGAUGCUGUUACGGGACUCCAAAUUACAGAAUGUCUCGAGAAGGAAUGCAGUAUGACCUGCCCACCGGGAUAUAAAUAUGUCAACAAAGAAGGGGCAUGCUGUGGAAAGUGUCUCAGAACUAUGUGUGAUGAUACACCACGCUGGCCUCGAGGAGAUGAAGACAUCAUUUGGCAUAACGUUGGCUCUGAGUGGACAUCUCCUUCUGAUCCCUGCAUCAUCAAAAGAUGUGUCCGUGUGAAUGACGAAGUCUUUAUUCAGGCCAGGAACGUCUCAUGCCGACUGAGGGAGCCAAUCAAUUGCCCAUUUGCAACAGAGCUACGCUGUGACCAGAAGACGGGGUGCUGCCCUUCCUGUCGCUGUGAGCCUGUGAAUGGCUGCAUCUUGAAUGGCACUGUUCUUGCGCCAGGGAAACGCUUGUUGCUGGAUCAGUGCACUAGCUGCCAGUGUACCACACAGCAGGGGCUGUACCUGACGUAUAAACUGACAUGUGGGAAAAUUACUUGUGAACCUUGCCCCAAGAAUUACAGGAUGGAGAAAAUCUCGGGAGCCUGUUGUGGGAAAUGUUUGCCAACUCUCUGCAACAUUCAGCUGAGGGAUGGAACCAUUUUGUAUCUGAAGCCGAAUGAAACAAUCCAGGAUGGAUGUGAUACCCAUUCUUGCAAGGUGAACCAGAAAGGAGAUUUUAUUUGGGAGAGAAAAAUCACCGGUUGCCCUCGGUUUGAUUCUAAGAAAUGCAUAGCUGAAGGAGGUAAAGUUACAAAACUUGACAAGACCUGUUGUGAAACAUGUAUCGAGCCAGAAUGCAAGCAAAUCACAGGCAGGCUGGAAUUUGUGAAAGUAGAUGACUGUGUGAAUGAAAACCAGCUGAAUAUCCACUACUGUGAGGGCAAGUGUACAAGCAAAGCCAUCUAUAACAUUACCCUGGACCGUGUCGAAGACAUGUGUGCCUGCUGCUCAGCCACAGCAACCGAACCCCUGGGUGUCCCCUUGCGCUGUGCCAAUGGCUCCAUCGUUCAUCACCAAGUGUUCAGUGCCAGAGAGUGUGAAUGUCUCUCUCGGAAAUGCCAGCCGUAAUCACCUAACGGGGAGCUCAUGUGCGUCAGUCUUUUUAUCCAGAUGCCAGCAAAUGUACAAUCUGAUUGUAAUUUUCUUUGGGUAUUGGGAGGAUUUUGAUAUUGAUCUAAUCAAAGGGAUGUAGCCAGCCAAGCAAUAAACUGCAUAGUUUGGAUGUUUUA
Messenger RNA from Candoia aspera, 8597 nucleotides. RefSeq names its product von Willebrand factor (gene VWF). Bases 1 to 8436 code for a protein of 2811 amino acids. The record is from RefSeq and is a predicted model, not a curated record. Gene Ontology annotation, cellular component: extracellular matrix. Lineage: Eukaryota; Metazoa; Chordata; Lepidosauria; Squamata; Candoiidae. Gene Ontology annotation, molecular function: protein binding. The transcript has 51 exons. Gene Ontology annotation, biological process: cell-substrate adhesion; blood coagulation.